Stegostoma tigrinum is the source of this 2423-nucleotide messenger RNA. RefSeq names its product relaxin-3 receptor 1-like. Bases 617 to 1714 code for a protein of 365 amino acids. Gene Ontology annotation, biological process: immune response; G protein-coupled receptor signaling pathway. Gene Ontology annotation, cellular component: membrane. Lineage: Eukaryota; Metazoa; Chordata; Chondrichthyes; Orectolobiformes; Stegostomatidae. Gene Ontology annotation, molecular function: G protein-coupled receptor activity. The record is from RefSeq and is a predicted model, not a curated record. The transcript has a single exon.
CGAUGGGGAGAGAGAGGGAGCGAGAAAGAUCAGAGGGAGGGAGGGAGAUCAGAGACAGGGAGAGUGAUCAGAGGGAGGGAGUGUGAUCAGACAGAGAGUGAUCAGAGAAAAGAGACAGACCAGGCGGAAAGAGAUCAGAAAGAGAGGGGGCUGAGGGAUGAGUUAGAGUGAGAGAGGAGAGAAAGAGAUCAGAUGGAAAUACCGGAGUUACAUCAAUGAGAGGGAGUGAGAGACCAGUGAGAAAGAAAGGGAGUGAGAGAGAUCAGUGAGAGAGAGGAACGAAUUGAAGAGAAACAGAUAGAAGACCAGAAAAAGACACAGAGGGGAAGGGAUUAUAGAGUUGAGAGGGUAAAGUUCAGAGAAAACGAGAGUAAGGGAUUGAGACAAAGGGAUGGUCUGUGAGAAUUGGGGGAAUUUGUGGAGGACAGAGGAAAUCAGUGGGAGAAAUAUAGUAGGGGGUAACAGUCAGAGACAGAGAGAGAUGGGAAAGCAGGGCUAAGGGAGUGAUCAGAAUUCCCUGGCCCCAGCUGCAUCACUCACAUGCUCCCCUCUCAGCCACCACCUACAGUCUGCUGUAAGAGCUGUAAGGAAAAAGAGAUUAAGAGCGAAGUUCAGAAUGGCUGACUUUAACUUUGAGGAAUUGCUUUUCUUGCUUAAUCAAACCAACCAGUCGCUGGAAAAUUUCCUGAAAUAUAUCGUUCCUGAUGGGGCCGAGGUACGGAGCGAUGGAUUUAAAGUCACUAGGAUCUUGAUCUCCAUUGUCUACUUCAUCGUUUGUGUUUUGGGUCUGGUAGGUAACCUCCUGGUCCUCUGUCUCCUCCAAUACAAGUAUGGGAAGAAAAAAUCCACCAUGACUGUCCUGGUCAUGGGUUUGGCAGUGACUGACUUCCAAUUUGUGCUGACACUGCCUUUCUGGGCAGUGGACACUGCCCUGGACUUCAGCUGGCCUUUCGGCAAUGUCAUGUGUAAGGUGGUCUCUUCAGUGACUGUGAUGAGCAUGUACGCCAGUGUUUUCUUCCUCACUGUCAUGAGCAUCACUAGAUACUGCUCAGUGGCCCAGUCGCUAAAGAUGAAUUCACACUCGUCGGGAUACUCUGACAAGUUCCUCUGCAUCUCCAUUUGGUCAGUAGCCUGUGUUGCGACCCUUCCCCAUGCAAUUUAUUCUACCACUGUUGCAGUAGUAGAUGAAGAGCUGUGCAUUGUCAAGUUUCCAGAUCUUCACAAUGACCCCCAGUUUUGGUUGGGGCUCUAUCAGCUGUCAAAGGUCUUGUUUGGUUUUAUCUUACCUCUGAUCAUCAUCUCCGUGUGCUACAUCCUGUUGCUUCGCUUUGUAACCAGGAAAGAAAUGAGCUGCAACAACCCAAAGAGAACGUCCAAGGUCACCCGGUCUGUCACCAUCGUGGUGCUCUCCUUCUUCAUCUGCUGGCUGCCUAACCAAGCCCUGACUGUUUGGAGUGCCUUUAUCAAGUUGAAUGUGGUCGAGUUUACAGACGCCUUUUACACCACCCAGGCAUACAUCUUCCCCAUCUCCGUCUGCCUCGCUCACAGCAAUAGCUGUCUCAAUCCCAUCCUGUACUGUUUGAUGAGAAGGGAGUUUCGGGCAGCGCUGAGAGAGUUGCUCCUGAAAGUGACCCCUAUCAGGCAGAUCCGACCUCUGAUGUCGAGUCUGGCAUUCAGGAAGAAGAGACAGAUGCCAGUGAUCAUCUCCAUGUAAAGUAAGGCUCAUCUUUGGAUCUGACUGUGCUCCCUGAUCAUUGAUGAAUUAAUUAUGAUCCUUAUACUCUGUCUCAGUUUGCCAAACAUCUUGCUUUCUCAUCCAGUUAUGUAAAUGUGGUUUACUCCGUAUGUGUUACAGCUGUAAGUUAGAGUCUAAUGAUCGGUGUGCCUAGGUUUAGUUCUUAAUAAAAAAGCAUUUAAUGAUUCCAUUUGUAUCUGAAGUACAUUUUAGCUGUAUUAGGAAAAUCGGUCAUGCUUACAACUGGGGUCUAGGCCCGAAACAUCAGCCUUCCUGCUCCUCUGAUGCUGCUGGGCCUGCUGUGUUCAUCCAGCUCCACACUGUGUUAUCUCAUUGUUACAACUGUACAGCUUUUCUCCCCAUUGAGCUUUAGGGUUCCCAUCAUUGCAGAAAAUGGAUAAAUCAUGAUCCAGAAUUUGUGAAACUGUCAGUGUUUGUGAAAUUGACAGCAGUUUUUUGAUUCCUGGAUAUAUGGUUAAACAGAGAAAUUCAGGAGUGAUUUCCUGCUCCUCUGCAGGGUCCACCACAGCUUACCAUAAAUGGAAAUCUUUCAAAAUCACUGAAAUGAUAAGAAUUUCCACUUUUACUUUGGAAGAUGGCAGUUAAAGCCCUGAAAUGAUUUGCCUUACUGAUGAAAUGUAAUUGAGUGUUUAAUGGCAUGCUUAGUCAUAACUAUUCAUGUAUAAUC